Molecule: messenger RNA, 1565 nt
Organism: Anopheles bellator
Lineage: Eukaryota; Metazoa; Arthropoda; Insecta; Diptera; Culicidae
Exons: 9
Coding region: 30-1565 (511 amino acids)
Biological process (GO): regulation of DNA-templated transcription
Molecular function (GO): protein binding
Source: RefSeq, a predicted model, not a curated record
GUUCCCUGGAGGCCACACUGCCGCGGGAAAUGGUGUCACGGCGCAAAAUACUGUCCCGCUCGCGGGACGACCUCAAUCUGGAUCAAUCGUACAUCACACAGGAGGAGGAGGAGGACGUCUGGUAUCAGAAGGAGAAGCUCUACAAGGAACACAUUCAAGAAGUGCUGGACAAAUGGACACAGAUCGACGACGAAAUCUGGGCCAAAGUGAUCGUCUUCGAGCGGAACCGCCGGGUGGCGAAAGCGUACGCCCGCGCACCAGUCCUCACGAUCAACGGGUCCGACGAUGGGUUCGAUGGCAUGAGAAUUGGCCUUUGCGGGUUCGACAAUCCGAUGCGCGAUCACAAAACGGAUGAGGUUAAGCGACACGUUGGACAGGGCGUUAAGAUCAAGAUGGACGACGCUGGCAACAUUCUCAUCAGACGCUACUCCAAGAGCAACGUGUACGUCAAAAGCACCGCCAGCCAGCCGAACGAGGAGACGGCGAUCGGUGCGGACAUCCUGAAGCUGCCCUCGCAGGCGAUAGAGAGUGAAAAGAUUGUCAAGCUGUUCGACAUGAAAAAGUUUCAGUCGAACGUGAACCGCGAGCUGCGCCGUGCCUACCCGGACCGCCGGCGCCUCGAGACCCAGUGUCUGUCGGCGAUUGCGUUCGUCAAGUCGGAGAACGACAUCCUGGACUGCCCGAUGUGGGUACUGAUCAUCAACGUGGUUGCGAUGGACAUGCUGAAGAGUAAACUACCUCCCGCCUUCUUCCUUCCCCCGGCCCGACUGCCCGUUUCGCCGACCUACCUUCCAGUGCAACGCCCGGUGGACAUCAAGAACCGCCCGCGGAUCCCGAUCCCGGACGAGGACCCGUACAGUGUGGCCGGCAACGGCGGUGGCAGCUCUGGCAGUUCCGGGUUCGGGGCCAGCGGAUCCGGCAUGGUGGCGGCCAGCCGCGAACACCUGAUGCAGCAGCAGCAACCGAUGGUCGUCGGCGGCGGCGUCGGUGGCGGUGGCCAGCGGCGCAGCGAGAAGCCGCCCAAACUACCUCCACGGGACAAUCUGUAUGCCACGCACGAGAUCGGCAAGCCGGACUAUGACGACAUCGAGGACGAGAACCGUGUCAAGCUGCAGCGGGGCAAAUCGGACAAGGGUAAAGAUAACAAGAAAUACGAUGAUCCUUACUACUGUGGACUGCGGGCCCGUGUGCCAAACUUCGGCAAGGCGUCCAAGUCGUCGAAGGAGAACAACAACAACGGACCGGGCGCGACGGCCAACGGGGGCGUCGUCGUCGGUGGCAGCAAGGAAACGGCCGUGGCCGCGAAGCGCCUCUCGAUCGCUCACCUGCAGCACCCGGCCUCGCUGCAGUCACUGCACCAGCUGCACCAAAUGCACCCGCAUCACAACCUGAUGGCCGCCCACCAGCACCACCAGCAGCUGAUGUGGCACGCCCGCAGCUACGAGAGUGGUAUAGAUACGGACGUGGUCGAGUCACCCUAUAGUCACAUGUACGGCCGCGUCCCACUCCCGACCCGGGGCUACAUACCCGCUCCGAGGGCCAUGUACAUCGGCGAAUGGGACUAG